AUGCAACCGAAACGCUCGGACAUGAAUCUGGAUACGCAACCCAUGCCCGAAGAACUGUACGGCAAACCUGAAUCAGCGUGGACCAAGUCGCCGUCGAAACAGGAAGGAACAGCCGAAGCUGAUGAACGCGUAUCGACGCGGCCACCACCGGUUCAGCACGAACAAGAGGGCGCUGCUGUGGCUUCUCCCCCAUCUGUGCCUGCGACCGUGUUACCCUCUCUUCCUGUGAAAGCCGAGACGGCCGGUCCCGAGGAUACGUCAGUCCACCAGGAGACCGUGAAACAAGAUGUACUAGCCAAUAUCCCAGUCUUGCCGGCCCAGCCGGUGGUUGCCAUGAUAGAGCUUGAUUCGAUGACGUCGAUGGAAGUGGAAGCAAAGUUGCCGACCAGCGAUGGGCCUGUGACAGAGCAUACUGAAGCAGCGCCUGAGCCGCGUUCGACUGCCAAAGCAGAAAGUGUACCCAUCGCUGCGCCAGAAGACAGCGAUGUGAUAGACGCUUCGAUGAUGACAGAUAUGUCGAUUGCAACAGCAGCCGAGUCGGAAGUUGACCCUGACAUGACGGCAGAGGUCGACGUGGAGGCCGACGAAAAGCAGGCCGCGAUCCAGUCGAUGGCGACACAGCUGGUUGCUCGCUUUCCCCUCACGCCGAUGGACAUGCAUACGCUUACGAGUGCCUCCCAGUGUGUUGCGGCGUCCGUGUCGACGCCCGUGUGCCUAACGACGACCAAGUCAAGAAGCGAGGACGAUAAGGCGUCUGUUCCGUUGGACACGAUGCAAGCCUACUUGCAGACCCGUCUGAAAGACGAUGCCGACGCACGUGCAGCGAAGAUGGCGGCGCUGCGAGACGAGUACCGCGAGAAGAACAGGGCAUGGCUUAAGAACUGCGCCAAGCUGGACCGCAUAUAUGAACGACGAGAACUCCAGCGACGUGCGUCACAGGGCCUUGGUGACGAUACCUCGCCGAUGACCAGCAGUGCUAGUGCGUUGUCCGUGACGCCUAUGCCCACCUCGCGGAGUUUCCGCCGUGGUGGGUUCGGAUCCAGUGGGUUCGGCGAUGCUGUUCGUUCGGAAGCUGAGUUCCAGGAGAUUCUAGCUUCCUUGGAGAAUGCAGAGAUGCAAGACCCUGCAGCACGCGCGGCCCGGACGGCUGCCGCUGUACCGGACAUGGAGCUUCAAGGACGACCUGUCUACGACGAUGAUCAAGGGUACGUCGCAGACCCUGUCUCGUUUUACUUUACCGAUUUUGACCCGGACGUGUGGAGUGAGGAAGAAAAGGCCAUCUUUACGAAGCGCUACUUGCAGUACCCCAAACAGUUUGGCCGUAUCGCUGAGAAGCUGCCGCACAAAUCCGUGCAGCAAUGCGUCGCGUUUUACUACCUACAUAAGCACGAAGAAGGGUACAAGGCUAUGCUCACAGCGCGUCAUCGUGAGCGUCGGAAAAAGGGCGGGAAGACGCGCUCAAAGAAGGCACGUGGGAAUGCCCUUAUGGCCGACAUCGAGGCGACGUCAACCACCGUCACGGCCAAGGCCACGAGUACGACCACGCCUCCUAUACCCUCACCUCCUACGGCACCGCUCGAUAGUGCUGCGAUGACCGAGGAAGAAGAGAAGCCAACGACGCCCAACGCCCGACGGCCAAAGCCCGCAGCGAGCACGAAGCCACCACAAAGUAGUCAGGUCGCUACGCCUACUCCUACGGCUUUGCCUGAGUCGAAAACAGAUAACAUACUGUCCGCCUCCAUCAUGUCGACCGAAGCCUUGCGCACGAUGGCGACCUCGGACCCAGCAUUGGAGCGCGACUUGGCUGCGGCUGAGGCCCUAGAAGCGCUUGCGAGUUUGGCUAUGCCGAUGCGCACGGAAACGAAGAAACGUAAGCCCAAGGCGCGCGAUGGCGAAGAGCCCAAGUCGCGAUCUCGUGGACCGCAUUGGUCAAUGACGGAACGCGCUGAUUUUUUGCGUCUGUUGGCUAUCUAUGGCAAGGACUGGCAUGCUCUCUCGGCCUCGUUCCCGGCAAAGACCCCGGCACAGACGCGCAACUUCUUUGCGCGGCAUGCCAGCGAAAAUAGCCACUUUCAGGAAGCUGCAGCGCUGGCACAGGCCAACGCCAAUCGUCCAUGGGCCGACAAGGUUGAAGCGGCGCAUGCGUUUGUGCGUGCGUGGUACGAUACAUUGCCGCCAGGUGCCAACAAGGACUCGAUUACCAACUGGCCGUGCCCAGGUACGCAAACGCCGCCCCCUCCGCCGCCCAACCCUGUGCCGCCGACGCCGGCGGUACCGAUACCGACGCCGAUGCCAGCUACAGUGACGACGUCUGAGACGAUCCGAAGGCCCACUGCGCCGCCACAUGACGACGAUGAAGAGACGGACGAUGAGGAAAGGUCAACCGGCCCAUCUCCGUCCGACUCGGCGCCAUGGACAGCGACACGUCCAUCGGCGUAUCCACCGACGUACGUACCUCGCGCGCCGCCCCCGAUGCCGAUGUAUUACCACCGCGAUGCCCCCUCGCCGUACGCGCCAGCUGUGCCGCCUAUGGGUAUAUACGGCUAUGCCCUGCCGAAGUAUGGCGCGCCUGCUUCUCGACCACCGCCGCCAGGGCCCAUGCAUGGCGCUUCGCCAGGCGGCCCUGGCGAUGGACGGUACACGCCUGAAAUGUACCGCACUUCCACGUCACCGAUGCCACGAGCCCCGAUACGUCCUACGCCGAACAUGGGCUACUUUCCGCCUCGACCAGAUCGAUGGCAUUGA
Malassezia pachydermatis is the source of this 2745-nucleotide messenger RNA. Its product is annotated as putative set3 histone deacetylase complex component snt1p. The transcript has a single exon. Gene Ontology annotation, cellular component: Set3 complex. Lineage: Eukaryota; Fungi; Basidiomycota; Malasseziomycetes; Malasseziales; Malasseziaceae. Bases 1 to 2745 code for a protein of 914 amino acids. Gene Ontology annotation, biological process: regulation of transcription by RNA polymerase II. The record is from RefSeq and is a predicted model, not a curated record.